AUGCCUGGUCUCACUGCAACGGCCCCCUUUCCUGACGAUGUUCCCGUCGCCCCUCUGGUAGUCAUCGAUUACCAGCUCCUGCUGCAAGGCGACAAGACCGAAAUCGGCAAGUUAUGGAGAGCGGGUACCGAGCUGGGAUUCUGGUACCUGAAGAAUCAUGGCGUCGAGGGGGAGGUCAAUCGCAUGUUUGACCUUGGUGCAGACUCCCUCGAUCUGCCGGUGGAAGAACUGAUGAAAUUCGAGCAAGGAGACAACGGGGACUCCUUCGGGUACAAGGCUCGGGGUACCAUUCAGACGGACGCCAAUGGCACGCGGGAUAAUGUGGAGUUCCUAAAUAUUGCACAGGAUGAUGCGUUGUCGUGGCCACGGCCGACACAUCGAACCUACCCCUCAACAGUAAACACGCAUAUGAAGGACACCGUCAUUCCAUUUGUCCGCAAGUCCAUGGACGUCAACUACACUAUUCUCGCCAUUUUCGAGCGGCAGCUAGGCUUGCCAAGGGGCGCCCUGGCAAGCCUGCAUUCUACAGAAGAGCCAUGCGGCAGUGAGGCUCGCUGCAUCAAGACGCCGCCCAACCAGUCGUCUACGGGCGUCGGCGCCCACACUGACUUCGGCACCCUUACGUUCCUCCACAACCGUUUAGGCGGACUACAGGUCAUGCCAUCAGGUACACAGAAGUGGCUAUACAUCAAGCCUCUUUUCGGCCACGCUGUCUGCAACGUGGGUGACGCCUUGUCAAUUUUCAGCGGAGGGAUUCUGCGAUCAAACGUACAUCGCGUGAUGCCUCCGCCGGGCGCGCAGGCGCAGUUCGAGAGAUAUUCAAUUUCGUUCUUUACCCGUCCUCGAAAUUCCGUCAUCCUCCGUGCGCAGCGGGAGCACAGUGACAUGGUCGCAAAGGCCGUUGCGAGCGCCCCCGAUGGGGCAUUUGAAACCGGCUCGACGUCUGCCGAAUGGAUUUCGAGGAGGAUUAGAAAGCUCCGACUGAAUAACAGGAAGGGUCCAGAGACGUGGUACGCCAGCAUGGGAACAGAGCACGACGGUAUCAAACGUCGAGCGGGCGCCGUGGCAUUGGCACCGAGUCGGCCUGUGUAA
Messenger RNA from Postia placenta MAD-698-R-SB12, 1092 nucleotides. RefSeq lists its product as hypothetical. The record is from RefSeq and is a predicted model, not a curated record. Lineage: Eukaryota; Fungi; Basidiomycota; Agaricomycetes; Polyporales; Adustoporiaceae. Gene Ontology annotation, molecular function: dioxygenase activity. The coding region runs from base 1 to 1092 and encodes 363 amino acids. The transcript is spliced from 7 exons.